Crotalus tigris (Tiger rattlesnake) is the source of this 8713-nucleotide messenger RNA. It is a transcript of the gene PLCH1, whose product is annotated as phospholipase C eta 1. The coding region runs from base 1462 to 6582 and encodes 1706 amino acids. The transcript has 24 exons. Gene Ontology annotation, molecular function: calcium ion binding; phosphatidylinositol-4,5-bisphosphate phospholipase C activity. Gene Ontology annotation, biological process: lipid metabolic process; phosphatidylinositol-mediated signaling. Lineage: Eukaryota; Metazoa; Chordata; Lepidosauria; Squamata; Viperidae. The record is from RefSeq and is a predicted model, not a curated record.
CAUCCUCUUUAGAGUCCAGCCAGCGGGUAAUGAAAAAUAUAUUGGGGAAGAAGAAAAAAGAUGUAAUAAUGAAGUCACAUAGACAAGUUUUCUUCUCCAUAUGCAUGAAUCUUUUAUAAGGUUUUACCUGAUGAAGAGAUUUAAAGAUCUCAAAAACCUGUGUAUUUUUGGUUAUUUGGUGUAGAAGGGUGUUCAUUUGGGCAAUUUUUCUUAGGGCCAGCGCAAUCUCAGCUAUUCAUUAGAAAGUUAUUUAUUGCAGUUUAUUUCCAUGCUGCCCAUUUCCAAAGGCUUGGGUAGCUAACUAUUACAGAAUAAAAAAUAACAUCCACAAGAGCUCCAUAAACAUGCAUAAAAUAAUGAACUCAAAAGAUAUAUUGAGCAAAAAAUACAGCAGUUGUAUGUUUGCAAAACCCACAUUCAGUCAUAAGAUGCUCUCCUUUCAUGUUAAAUAGAGGGCCUUCCUAGGUCCUAUUUAAUCUUCCUUGUUCCUAAAAUCUACAAUUCAUGGAGCUGACUGAGCCUCAGGGAGAGAAUUCUCAAGUGUGGGGAAAACAGUAAAAAUUCCCAUUUUCAGUGUUCCAUCAGAUGAUGAUCUUGUAAAGAUGAGACAAGGAAAUUGGCUUUACUGAAUCUGAUUAAAUGGGUAGAUGAAUACAGAAAAAGAUGGUCUUCAAUCAACAGAGACAUCGAUUACAUGCAGAUGAGAUAUAAUGAUCUUAUGAUAAGCAAGGUGGCAUGACACUCAGUUAUGAUUAAAAGUCUCAGAAUUUAUGGAGUUAAAUUAUACAGCAUAUUGUACUUGUGUUUCCACAACUUACUGAACCAUAACUACAUACACUAGGUUGUGAGACACAGCUAGGCUAAAAUCAGGUUAAUAAACCUGUAUCUUAAGUACGUGUGCAAAUAAAGCUACUCUGAUUUUGGGCUGGUUCUGCUGAUUGUGUGAACCCAACCCUGAAAUAAGUAAUACACAAAUGAAUUUCCCUGAGUUCGUAUCUUUUGUGGUUCAUUGUGUCACUGUGAGAAAGCAGCUUUAAAAUAUUUACGACAUUUCCAGGUUUGACGGGAGGAAUUGAGGCUUUUAAUCAGAUUUGAGCCCAAACUCGCAAAAUUGAGCGAUUUAAUCCCCAGCAUUUUGCAGGAACCAUUCCGGACUCCAAAAAUGCACUCCGGGUUUUGUUUCCUUCCUCAGCGCAGUUGGGGGUGGCUUGCUGUGUGUUUGAAUGAGAAAGCAGGUUGUGGCGGCAGCUAAAAGAGCUGGCUGGGGGCGGCUGGAGACUUUGCUGCCUGGUGCACGAAAGUCUUCAAAAACCCAUUUCAGGUUCAGCAGGAGGAGGAAAAAGAGAGAGAAGAAAAAGAAAGAAAGAAAGAAAGAAAGAAAACAAAAGGCGCAAGGAAAGAAGGAAGCAAGAAACCUGGAAAGAGUAACUGCCUUUGAUAUUAAGAAGAAAGUUUUUGACAAUGAGUUACUGGAACUUGGACAAAAGAAGUUGUCUUCAGUACUGCAGACAUUUUUUGGUGGACAAUAGUGUUUUUCACGUUGAAAGAUGUAUGAGUGUUAUGCAGUCUGGGACUCAGAUGAUUAAGCUGAAACAUGGAGCCAAGGGGCUGGUGCGUCUUUUUUAUCUUGAUGAGCACAGGACGUGCAUCAGAUGGAGGCCAUCCAGGAAAAGUGAAAAGGCAAAAAUCAUAAUUGAUUCUAUCUACAAAGUCACUGAAGGUUGGCAAUCAGAAAUAUUCCAUCGCCAUGCAGAGGGCAACUUUGAUCCAAGCUGCUGCUUUACAAUUUACCAUGGCAAUCAUAUGGAAUCAUUGGAUCUGAUAACUUCUAACUCAGAGGAAGCACGUACCUGGAUCACUGGGCUAAAAUAUUUGAUGGCUGGGAUAAGUGAUGAAGACUCACUUGCUAAAAGACAGAGAACACAUGAUCAUUGGGUAAAGCAGACUUUUCAGGAAGCUGAUAAGAAUGGUGAUGGUUUGCUGAAUAUUGAAGAGAUUCAUCAGUUGAUGCAUAAACUGAAUGUCAACCUGCCGAGAAGAAAAGUAAGACAAAUGUUUCAGGAGGCUGACACAGAUGAGAACCAGGGAACUUUAAACUUUGAAGAGUUUUCUGUGUUUUAUAAGAUGAUGUCAUUACGGCGUGACCUAUACCUGCUGCUUUUGAGCUAUAGUGAUAAGAAAGACCACCUCACUGUUGAGGAUUUUACUCAGUUUUUGAAGAUAGAACAGAAGAUGAAUAAUGUGACAACAGAGUAUUGUUUAGACAUCAUAAGAAAAUUCGAGGUUUCAGAAGAAAACAAGAACCAGAAUGUUUUGGGAAUAGAAGGCUUUACCAAUUUUAUGUGCAGUCCGGCUUGUGAUGUGUUCAAUCCGCUGCACAACGAGGUACAUCAGGAUAUGGAGCAACCUCUUUGCAACUAUUUUAUUGCUUCUUCCCACAACACAUAUCUAACUGGAGACCAGCUUCUAUCUCAGUCUAAAAUAGAAAUGUAUGCCCGAGUCUUACAAGAUGGCUGCCGAUGUCUUGAAGUUGAUUGCUGGGAUGGCCCAGAUGGAGAACCAGUUGUGCAUCAUGGUUACACUCUUACUUCCAAAAUAUCUUUUAAAGAUGUAAUAGAUGUAAUAAACAAAAAUGCCUUUACUAAGAAUGAGUUUCCAAUUAUAUUGUCUAUUGAAAAUCACUGUAAUGUUCAACAGCAAAAGAAAAUUGCCCAGUACCUCAAGGAGAUUUUCGGUGAAAAGCUAGAUUUGACCUCUGUGAAGACCGGGGAUCUGAAGCAGCUUCCAAGUCCUCAGAGUUUGAAAGGCAAAAUCUUAGUCAAGGGUAAAAGGCUCCCAUAUAGUCUUGGUGCAGAUGUUGAAGAAGGAGAGGUUUCUGAUGAAGACAGUGCUGAUGAAAUUGAAGAUGAUUGCAAGUUAAAUUUUUCUUAUAGCAACGGCACAACAGACCAUCAGAUAGAGUCCUUUAUAAGAAAAAAACUUGAAUCGUUACUCAGAGAGUCUCAAAUCAGAGACAAAGAAGAUACUGAUAGCUUCACUGUGAAGGCACUUUUAAAAGCAACACAUGAGGGUUUAAAUGUAAACUUUAAACAGAAUUCAGGUUUGAAGGACACGAACAAAAAAUCCCACAGUAAACUCAUGGGCAGCUUUGGUAAACAUAAGAAGGCAGUUAAAUCAAAAUCCAAAUCUCACAGCACAUCCGAUGAUGAAGACGCUCAGCAUAAUGUAUCUGGAAAAGAACCCAGACAAUUAUACAGUCGGUUGGCUCGGCGGAGGAAAACAAUGAAGCUGUGUCGUGAGCUUUCUGAUCUAGUGGUGUACACAAACUCUGUGGCAGCUCAAGACAUAAUUGAUGAUGGAUCAGUGGGGAAUGUAUUGUCCUUCAGUGAGACAAGAGCUCAUCAGGUGAUCCAGCAGAAAGCAGAGCAGUUCAUCCUUUAUAACCAGCAGCAGCUCACCAGAAUCUACCCAUCUGCCUAUCGGAUUGACUCUAGCAACUUUAACCCUGUACCAUAUUGGAAUGUUGGCUGCCAGCUUGUGGCAUUAAAUUACCAGUCUGAAGGGCGGGUGAUGCAGUUAAACCAAGCCAAGUUCAGGUUGAAUGGCAACUGUGGAUACAUCCUGAAACCUCAACAGAUGUGCAAAGGCACUUUUAAUCCCUAUUCUGGAGAUCCUCUUCCUGCUCUCCCUAAAAAGCAGCUUAUACUCAAAAUCAUCAGUGGCCAACAACUACCAAAACCUCCAGAUUCCAUGUUAGGAGACAGAGGAGAGAUAAUCGAUCCAUUUGUUGAAGUUGAAAUUAUUGGGUUACCAGCCGAUUGUUGUAAAGACCAGACCAGAGUUGUAGAUGAUAAUGGAUUCAAUCCUGUUUGGGAAGAAACCCUGACUUUCACUAUCCACAUGCCUGAAAUAGCAAUGGUUCGAUUUCUAGUCUGGGAUCAUGACCCCAUUGGCCGAGAUUUUGUGGGACAAAGAACUGUGACUUUUAGCAGCUUGAUGCCUGGUUAUCGUCAUGUUUACUUAGAAGGACUGACUGAAGCGUCAAUUUUUGUUCAUAUAACCAUCAAUGAAAUUUAUGGAAAGUGGAGUCCUUUAAUCCUCAAUCCCAGUUAUACUAUCAUGCAUUUUCUAGGAGCCACAAAGAACAAGCAACUAAUAGGACUCCGAGGGCUUUUUAAUAAGAACUCCAAACAUAAUUCAAUGGAAAACAGCACUCAUUAUAUUCGAAAAAGAUCACUCGGGGACCGAAUCCUUCGACGCACAGCCAGCGCUCCAGCAAAGGGCAGGAAAAAAAGCAAAAUUGGCUUUCAAGAGACCACUGACCUCAAGGAAAGUGUAUCUGAGACGUUGGACUUGAAAGAGAAGGAAGGAGGUUACAGGCAAGCAAGCAGAAGUUUACAAUUGCGUCCCAUCUCCAUGCCAGUUGAAAAAUAUCUCCUGGCAGGAUUGCCACCACCAGACCAGGAUGCUAGCAGAAUUGUUGAAGUUAUCAAAAGUGAAAGUACAUCCGCAGAAAGCAGAAACAAUAUAAGUGAGGACUGUACAAAUAUGAAGAAAACCAUCACCUCUUCUGAGAACAAUUCAUCUUUUACUGAGUUUUCACACCUGCCUAAGAAAGAUGUACCCAAGUCUGGUAAAAGUGAUACAUAUUGUCCGGAUGAAAAAGGAGAGAACCUAAACUUUGCAAUUGGGAUAGCUGAAACCUAUUUCUCCACCGAGUAUUGGAAAAGUAAUCUUCCCAACGAAUUUGUUCAUGUAAAGGAAGAUCUUGAAAGAAAAAAACACGACAAAAGCUGCUUGGAUCCAAAGACACUGGAGAUAACUGCAUUUUGUAAAGAAAAGAGGAAAAUAGCAGGAAAUUCUUUUCCUCCAGCAGAUGAAAAAGCUAAUAUGGAAUCCUACCCAAUUUUAAAUACAACAAUAACUAAUGUGUCAUCAGCUGAAUCAUCGCCUCCUAUUUCUUAUGAUGUGUGUGACUUUAAUUGUACACCAGCUAUACCAGAUAGUGACAUUUCUCAUCUGAUUAAUGAGGUCUCUCUAGCUGAAGUGAGAGAUAGGGAUAAUUCUAUCUCAAAGCUGAUAGAACAAGUUGAUGUCACAAGUGACCAAAUUGACUUAACUCUUGUUUCAAGUCCCUCUGAUAUUAAUAAAGAAAACAAUAUUUUAAAGUGCAUACAUCUACCAUGUACAUCACUAAAUGAACAAAGCGUCAUUUUGGAUGAUAAGUCCUUAACCUUAAAAUUAGCUGGUUCAGCUUGUUUAACUGGUUCAAGAGCAGAAAAUACCAUGAUAUCCACCCCUAAGACGGCAGGGAGUUCUCUGUACACAAUUAUCCACGAGGCUUCUCUUUCUCCAGUUUCUCAGCCGGCAUUAAUGGAUACAUCUGUUUGCAAAGAUACAAUCAAGGAUGCAAAAGAUAGUUGUGUAAACACUUCCUGUGUUUCACCUGUCACCAUGCAGAAAGCAAAUCCUAAAAGAAAAUGUGGAACAAGCUGGGAAUUUCUCAGCAAUAGCAACUCCUAUACUUCUGACAUACAGAAUACAAUAGUUGUCCCAGUCACUUGUGCAAAUUCUACAGGCAGUAGUCUAAUGGAAAUUGAUGGGGAGUUACAAGACCUCUUGAUAACCGCUUUCGAAUAUAAGAUAGAAGAUAUGAGCCAAGUUGCUUCUCCUUUGAAACUUAAGCAAAGUCAGGAUACACUAUAUUAUAACAAAACUAUAGGUGAACCCCUAAAGAGCAUGGACUUUCACAGUGAAAAUCUAGUUGAAGAUCUAAAGUUUAACAAUGAUAACAAUCAGUAUUUUCCAUACCCACGCCAGCAGAGGUUUGAACUCUUGUACAAUAAUUGUUUGCAAGAUGUACAAAAUGAAUUGUUAAACAUUCCUCAAACAACCAGCAUAAAUGCUGCUCUUAAGCCCCAAAAUACUGUGCCUUCACCCUUUCCUGGAGCUCAAAAGCAACAGAGCCCUUGCAAAUCAAAAAGUCUUGGUGACUUAACCUCAGAAGAUAUCUCAUGCAAUUUUGAGAGCAAGUACAAAUACAUUAGUAGAGGUUUUAUUACUUCUGGUAUGAGAGACAACAUGGUGGCCACUCUGAAGGCCAAGAAACCAUCGACUACAGACAUUCUGACCGAACAACUGCGAAAACUUGUGUCUUUUGAUCAAGAAGAGAGUUGCCAGUCAUUUUGUUCUAAACAAAAUGAUGACUGCCCCAAAAUGCUGGUCAGAAAAUUGUCAUCCAGAAGUCAGAGUAGAGUGAGAAAUAUCGCUAGCCGUGCCAAGGAACGACAAGAAGCCAAUAAACAAAAACCUUCUAAUGUUAGCAGUAAUGUAGCAGGCAUAGUCCUUCGAAAUAAGCCCCCAGUACCACCUCAUAUCAAUAGGCAUUCUACUGGAUCUUAUAUAGCAAGCUAUCUAGAUAACUUCAACACAGAAGACCUAGAACGCAGAGGGGUCCCAGAAGGUGCCUGCUCAUCUUUGCAUUUGGGAUACAGUGACCGGUUUUGUACAGAUGACUCUCUUUUAGACACCAAGCCAAAUGAAGAUGACAAACCAGAAAUCUAUUUUCUCCUAAGACUAUAAAUUGUAAAAAUAUAUAUCUUAAUUGUUUACAAGCUUUCUCGCUGAAUGAAGAAUUAUCAGCAAGCAGUGCUUCCAUUAGCCUUUAAAUUACUCAGAUUUUUUGUUUUGUUUUGGUACGGCUUGAAUCAUGUAAUUAAUUAGUGUGUCCAUUCUGAUAAAUGUUUAUGUAAAUAGAUGUGGCAAAAUGUCAUGUAUUUGUUUUCCUUUUUGAGAAUUUCUAUAUAUUUGUGGCUUUCUACAUGAAGUGAUUUCUCCUGUCCAAUCUUUGCAAACCAUAUACAACAGAAUUUGGUACAGCUGUGAAAUGCUAUGUUUGCUACAUUUUUGAACUUCUAUAGAUUUUUAGAGUAAUUAUCAUCCAUAAUAUAAUUUUCUUACUGAAGAAUUACAUUUUUUUAAUUUAAUGCCUUUUCCAGAAUAAACAAAAUGUAAGAUAUCCUAUAUUUAACUUUCAUACCUUCCAUAUUUAUUAGAUAAUAAUAAAUUUCCUAUGCUGAGGGGAACAAAACAUUCUUUCAUAAACUGCAGAAACUUUCAUUUUUACAAGUUUUGUAGCGUUUAUUAGUUUGUUGGAUUAUGUAUUCCACUUCUUCUUCUGCUGCUGCUGCUUUAUUUAUUUCAACUAGACUCCCAAGAAAUCCAGUACUUCCCUUAAUUGUUUUCAGCAAUACAAUUGUGAUUUAGUGUUAUUAAGGAGUUAUGUGAAUUGUUUUCUGUAUCAUCGUUUCAUUGUAGAUAUUUGAUUGUUUUGACACCGCUAUGUUGGAACACAGUAAAUAGUGGGCAUUGUCCCAAAGAAUAUCCUCCAGAUUGCUGUAAAGAUUUGUGCUUCUUUCAUUGGCUGUUUAAAUUAAGUGGUGCUGUGAUGUCAAAUUGCUCAUGAGUUCAAUUGUUUUCUAUUGCUGAUAAUGCAAUAAGAAGAAGAUCCAGCAAAACAGUUGACAAAGUUGUUUUGCAAAGCCUUGUUAUGCAAACAAAGCACCUCUGCUCAAAGCCCUCUAGCACAGAGGUCCUCAACCUUUUGGGCAUCAGGGACCGGUUAAGUGGAGAGACGUUUUUCCACGGACCAGAGGGAGUGUGGUUUUGUAUGCUGCCUGCAUCUCAUGGAUGGGCUUUGCUUGUUUGUGCAGACCAGUUGCUGGCAUGCCACUGCCCGGUACCGGUUCAUGAACCGGGGUUUGGGGACCCCUGCUCUAGCAGGUUCAUACAGUUACUUUGACGACAGACUUCAGCUGUCUCUACAGGGUAAUCUGAAUUGAAGUGUUGUCACUGCUACCUUUGUACCUUCAAACAAUUGGAUAAUGAGCAUUCCAGAGGAUGUGGCUGCUUUACUGUAUCUUUAAGAGUUAAUACUCUUCACACAGCUCUAUUAAAGAUUAGUGGGUUUUUAGAAAUAUCUCCUUGUUCUUAAAGGACAUAUUUAUAAGGUAGGGCUACAAUUAUGUGACUCAGAGAAACCCACCACUGCAAUUUUGGUUUAAAAUUUCAUGCUAGUUAAAUAAUCUGUUCAGAAGUUAGUGCAGAUAUAAUACUACUUGAUUUCUUAGUGACGGCAUGCUACAAGUUCUUCCUACAUUGUUCUUACCUUUAACCAUGCUAUAAUGUUCCAACUGAGAUAGCUCUGUUUAACAUGAAGCAGAAUUAGCCAAUUGCUGAAAUUCUAGUUUCCUAGUUCCUGAUUUCUAGAAUGCGGGGAAGGGUCUGUAAGAACAAAUGUUAUGUCUUCCCAAACUUCUCUGUGAACUGUUUCUAUUUCCUUCGAGCUUUUGACUUAAAGGUGAGGUUGAAGAAAUCUUGCUUUUAAUGAUUUAUUUUCUGUAUUUGGUUAUGAAUGUCCUUAAAAUGCAGUAACAAAGUGAUAUGCAAUAGCAUUAUAAUUUCACACAUAGAAACAAAAAAACUUUAUCUUGCUAUGAAUUUGAGACAAGGGCUUUUGAUAGUUAAUGCUAAGGGUGAAAGGAGAGUCCUAGUGAAAUCACCUCAAUAUUAUGUAGCAAUGUUUCAGCAGCUUCAUCUGCAUUGUGUAAUGAGAGAUCUUGUUCAAUGUAAAAAGUACAUAUGCCUCUUUUAUUAUAUAGGAUAUUAUUUGUAUUCAUGAAAGGGAAACCUUAAAUAAAUUUGUAAUACCCAA